Molecule: messenger RNA, 2539 nt
Organism: Paraphaeosphaeria sporulosa
Lineage: Eukaryota; Fungi; Ascomycota; Dothideomycetes; Pleosporales; Didymosphaeriaceae
Product: SPX-domain-containing protein
Exons: 4
Coding region: 135-2495 (786 amino acids)
Biological process (GO): vacuole fusion, non-autophagic; vacuolar transport; polyphosphate metabolic process
Cellular component (GO): fungal-type vacuole membrane; vacuolar transporter chaperone complex
Source: RefSeq, a predicted model, not a curated record
UGCAUGGGCGGGGUUCCACCCUUCCAAGACAUCUGUUGGCCCUGUUGAUUUUCUGUAGAGCUCUUCCUUUAUUAUUGCCAUCUUAUCAGUCUUUGUGAAGGCGCCCUGGCACGCAAUUGCCGCUGCUGACAAGCAUGAGAUUCGGCCAGCAGCUCAAGCAGUCGCUGAACCGCGAUUGGGUUUUCAACUACAUCGACUAUGAGGGAUUGAAGGCGACGCUGCGCGCUCCUCGCGCCUGGGACCACAAGACCGAGCAGAGCUUCAUCGAGCAGCUCGAGGGCGAGCUAGACAAGGUCUACACCUUCCAGAAAGUCAAGGCUGAAGAGAUCAUCCGCCGGAUUGCUGCGUCCGAGAAGGAGGUCACCGAUGUCGUGGGCAAGGUCGACAGCAAUACGCUUGCGCCGGGCGAGGAGUCGCCGUCCGAGGAGGACUUUGAGCUGCUCGAGGAGGACCUGAGCGACAUCAUCGCCGACGUGCACGAUCUUGCCAAGUUCACCCAACUGAACUACACAGGCUUCCAGAAGAUCAUCAAGAAGCACGAUAAAGUCACUGGCCUCGCGCUCAAGCCUGUUUUCGCGACCCGCCUCAAGCAGAAGCCCUUCUACCAGGACAACUACGAUGCUUACGUUGUUAAGCUCUCGAAACUCUACGAUACCGUCCGAACGCGCGGCAACCCAGUCAAGGGCGAUUCAUCCGCCGGAGGCAAGCAGCAGAACUUCGUCCGCCAAACGACCAAGUACUGGGUCCACCCGGACAAUGUGCUCGAGCUCAAGCUCAUCAUCCUAAAGCACUUGCCAGUCUUGGUUUUCAACGCCAGCAAGGCAUUUCUCGAGGACGACACUGCCAUCUCUUCCAUCUACUUUGACAAUACGGAUACGUGGGAGCUAUAUGAGGGUCGUUUGAAAAAGACCGAAGGAGCCGAGGCUAUCCGCAUUCGCUGGUAUGGUGACAUGUCCACUGAGACCGCUUUCAUUGAGCGCAAGACACAUCGCGAGGACUGGACAGGCGAAGAGUCGGUCAAGGCUCGUUUCAAGCUCAAGGAGAAGAACGUGAACGCCUAUCUUCGCGGCGAGCUGACCCCAGAACAAAUAUUCGAGAAGGAGCGCAGGGAACAAAAGAGGCCCGAGAAGGACAUUGCGUCAGAUGAACAGCUGGCGCGGGAGAUCCAAUACCGCGUUCUCACCCGCAAACUCGGGCCCGUCACGCGCUCCUUCUAUCACCGUACUGCCUUCCAGCUUCCCGGUGAUGCCCGCGUGCGUAUAUCGCUGGAUACCGAACUCGCCAUGACGCGCGAGGAUAACCUGGAUGGCCGCCAACGUGCUGGAGACAACUGGCGCCGCAUGGACAUUGGUGUCGACUGGCCGUUCAAGCAGUUGCCUAAAGAGGACGUUGAACUUUUCCCGUACGCUGUGCUCGAGGUCAAGCUUCAGACCCAAGCCGGCCAGGAACCACCGCAGUGGAUCCGUGAAUUGACUUCAUCUCAUCUCGUUGAAGCCGUACCCAAAUUCUCCAAGUACAUCCAUGGAACCUCCACCCUGCAGCCUAAACGCAUCAAUCUACUCCCAUACUGGACGCCGCAGAUGCAUGUUGAUAUUCGCAAGCCUGUCAGCCACAAGUUUGGCAUUGAAAGACCUGGAGCAAGUAACGACAUCAGUUCUAGCGGUAACCUGGAUGAUGAUAGCGACGAUGAGGACGCAGGCCUGCCACCAGCACGUAAUGGCAGCCAGGAUGACGAAGACUUGAAGCGACUUCGCGAUGCGCGCGAUAUUCAGGAGCAAAACGAGCUUGACCGCCGUCGUGAUUAUGGUACGAUUGACAAUGGCGACGCGCCGAAUGCGCUUGAUGUAGAAGAGCGUAUCUCUGCGCAGCGACUCUAUGAUAGCGACCACCCAAUAUAUGACUCUGAUAGCGACGACGAAGAUGAGCUGGAAGUAGCUCGGCAGAAGGGCGGUUGGCAGUACCACUUUCUGGUCGCCAGGCAUAAGGCGAAAGCACUUAGCAGCACAGUAUUGAAUGGACUGGUAGCCGUCCUGCCACGACCUCGAGCAACCGACGUCGGCGAGGGUGGCUUCCAACUUGGGGUACCGAGUUGGAAACAGCCGGGUGAGGUCAAGCACUUCAAAGCACCCAAGGGAAAGCGCAUCCAUGUUCCCGUCCGCGUCGAACCCAAGGUCCAACUCGCCACCGAGCGAACCUUCCUCUCUUGGCUUGAAUUCAGCAUCCUCCUCGGCUCUAUCGCAGCCACGCUGCUCAACUUCGGCGACAGUCUUGCGCUUGCCGCUGCAUGGGCGUUCACCAUCAUUGCGGUCUGCGCUCUGCUCUACUCAGUUGGCCUAUAUCUAUGGCGGGUAAACAUGAUCAAGAAGCGGCGAGCUGUCACAUAUCACGACAAGGUCGGUCCGACGCUGCUUUGCUUGGGUCUUUUCGCGGCGGUGGCGGUGAGCUUUGGGUUCAGGUUAGGUGUUGGUGGGUGGAAUGGGGGUUUGAAGGGAUGAAUACGUAUAUGCAAGGGAUGAGCAGGAGUGCGAGAGGGUUUGUG